This is a messenger RNA of Xiphophorus hellerii (green swordtail), 6179 nucleotides long. It is a transcript of the gene erc2, whose product is annotated as ELKS/RAB6-interacting/CAST family member 2. Gene Ontology annotation, cellular component: cytoskeleton of presynaptic active zone. Gene Ontology annotation, molecular function: structural constituent of presynaptic active zone. Gene Ontology annotation, biological process: regulation of synaptic plasticity; neuromuscular synaptic transmission; maintenance of presynaptic active zone structure. The record is from RefSeq and is a predicted model, not a curated record. Lineage: Eukaryota; Metazoa; Chordata; Actinopteri; Cyprinodontiformes; Poeciliidae.
UCGCAGUGAUGCUGCUCGCGGCCGUGUGGAGGUGGAGAGAGAGGCUGCCCGCUGCCCAAUGACAGCGCAGGAUGCUGAGAGAGGCUGUUCGGCUUGAAUGGAGGCGACAAGAUGCCGUCCAGAGCGACCAAGGAGACCAAUUGACAACUGAAAAGAUCUGACAUUGAUGUGACCUAACCCACCCAUUCAGACAUGAAAUAAGUCAUCCAUGUUUGGUUGAAAAAAGUCAGAGCAGUCUCAUUUGAGCACGCCCCUGUUAAAGGACCCUCUGGUGGCUACUCCUCUGAAUCACAGGGACAUGUACGGCAGUGCCAGAGCUGUAGGUCAUGUAGAGAGCAGCCCUGUACGGUCCCCGCGCCUUCCAAGGUCCCCCAGACUGGGCCAUCGAAGGGCACACAGUGGGAGCGGGGGUAGUGCAGGGGGCAAGACCCUCUCCAUGGAGAACAUCCAAUCACUCAACGCUGCCUAUGCUACUUCAGGGCCCAUGUACCUGAGUGACCACGAGGGCGUGGGCUCCACUGCCACCUACCCAAAGGGAACCAUGACUCUGGGUCGCGCCACCAGCCGGGCCAUGUACGGGGGUCGCGUCACAGCCAUGGGCAGCAGCCCCAAUAUUGCUUCAGUGGGGCUGCCUCAUGCUGACCUUCUGUCUUACAGUGACCUGGGCUCCCUCUCCAUGCUGCACGCCCACCACCACCAGGGGGUGCCCUCGGCUCUGCUCAGGCAGGCCGUGCGGGGCAGUGGUGGCGAGCUGCUGGAGAUGCAGGCCCAGCUCAGGGAGAUGCAGAGGGAGAAUGAGAUUCUGCGGCGAGAGCUUGACCUGAAGGAGAGUAAGUUGGGAUCUUCCACCAACAGCAUCAAGAGCUUCUGGAGCCCAGAGCUGAAGAAGGAGAGGAUCAUGAGGAAAGAGGAGGCGGCUCGAACGUCCAUUCUGAAAGAGCAGAUGAGAGUCACUCAUGAGGAGAAUCAGCAUCUCCAAAUGACCAUCCAGGCUCUGCAGGAUGAGCUACGCACACAGCGAGACCUCAACCACCUGCUUCAGCAGGAGAGCGGAAACCGAUCUGGCUCGGAGCAUUUCACCACCAUCGAGCUGACAGAGGAGAACUUCCGCCGGCUGCAAGCCGAGCACGACAGGCAGGCCAAGGAGCUCUUCCUGCUUAGAAAAACCCUGGAGGAGAUGGAGCUAAGAAUAGAGACCCAGAAACAAACACUCGGUGCCAGGGACGAGUCCAUUAAGAAGCUGCUGGAGAUGCUGCAGAGUAAAGGGCUGCCUCCUGGGCCGGGCAGGGUGACCGAAGAGGAAGAGCAGGAAAGAGCCAGGCGCAUUGCUGAGGCCGAGGCCCAACUCGGACACCUGGAAGUAAUUCUGGAUCAGAAGGAGAAGGAAAACAUCCAUCUGCGAGAGGAACUACACAGAAGAAAUCAGCUUCAUCAGGAUCCAAGCAAAACCAAGGCCUUGCAGACCAUCAUAGAGAUGAAAGAUACCAAAAUUGCCUCUCUGGAGCGCAACAUUCGAGAUCUGGAGGAUGAGAUCCAGAUGCUGAAGGCAAACAGCUUACUAAACACAGAGGAUCGAGAGGAGGAAAUCAAACAGAUGGAGGUCUACAAGAACCACUCCAAGUUUAUGAAGACUAAGAUUGACCAACUGAAGCAGGAGCUGUCAAAGAAAGAGUCGGAGCUGCUGGCUCUGCAAACAAAGCUGGAGACCCUCAACAACCAGAACUCGGACUGCAAACAGCAUAUCGAAGUGCUUAAAGAGUCUCUCACUGCCAAAGAGCAACGUGCUGCCAUUCUCCAAACAGAGGUCGAUGCUCUACGUCUGCGUCUGGAGGAAAAAGAGUCCUUUCUGAACAAGAAAACUAAGCAGCUGCAGGACCUGACAGAGGAGAAGGGAACUCUCGCUGGAGAGAUCAGGGACAUGAAGGACAUGCUGGAGGUUAAAGAAAGGAAGAUUAAUGUCCUACAGAAAAAGAUUGAGAACCUGCAGGAGCAGCUGAGAGACAAAGAGAAGCAGCUGGGAAACCUGAAGGACAGAAUCAAGUCUCUGCAGACCGACUCCAGUAACACAGACACUGCCCUGGCCACCCUGGAGGAGGCGCUCUCAGAGAAGGAGAGAAUUAUUGAGCGAUUAAAGGACCAAAGAGAGAGAGAAGACAGAGAACGUCUGGAAGAAGUGGAUUCCUAUAAGAAGGAGAACAAAGAGCUGAAGGAGAAGGUCAACAACCUGCAGAUAGAGUUAACAGAGAAGGAGUCUAGUCUCAUCGAUCUCAAAGAACAUGCAUCAUCCCUGGCAUCUUCUGGCCUCAAGAAGGACUCAAAGCUCAAGUCCCUGGAAAUCGCCAUCGAGCAGAAAAAAGAGGAGUGUAGUAAGUUGGAGACGCAGUUGCAAAAGAAAGCUCAUGAGGUGGAGCAGCAGCACUCGGGCCCCCGAGGAAACCCAGAGUACGUGGACCGAGUAAAGCUUCUGGAAAAGGAAGUGAGCUAUUACAAAGACGAGGCAAGCAAGUCUCAGUCGGAAGUGGAGAGGCUUCUGGACAUCCUGAGAGAGGUGGAGACCGAGAAGAAUGACAAGGACAAAAAGAUUGCUGAGCUGGAAAGCCCCCCAUCCACUGCCCCUCGCCAUACUCCUCGUUCUGGAGGCAGAGCUCCCCCUGACCCACUCCCUUCUGUGUCUGCCGCCCCUCAGCAGAUAGGGGGCAUGGUCUGGGAUUUCCUGGGAAAUUUAGCUCCAAGGCAAGGAGGUAAAGAUCAGAUCAAGAAGGGUUCCAACAUCAAACUGGGACUACAAGGGGACAAGAAAGGCUUAGGGCAAGAUCCUCGCAAGGAAGGCUCUUUAGAAAGUGGUCACCACUUAAAGCUGGAGGAACUGAUGAGCACGUUGGAAAGGACAAGACAGGAGCUGGAUGCCACCAAGCAACGUCUCUCCUCCACACAGCAGUCUUUACAGGAGAGGGACACCCAUCUUACUAACAUGAGACAAGAGCGCAGGAAGCAGCUGGAGGAGAUCCUGGAAAUGAAACAACAAGCUCUGCUGGCAGCCAUCAGUGAAAAAGACGCUAACAUAGCAUUACUCGAACUAUCUGCCUCCAAUAAAAAGAAGACCCAGGAGGAGGUGCUGGCCCUGAAAAGAGAGCGGGACAAACUGAUGCACCAACUCAAACAACACACACAAAGCAGAAUGAAGCUGAUAGCUGACAACUAUGAGGAUGAGCAGUAUCAUCCACAUGCUCCUCACCACCAGCCGCAGCCUCCACAUGCCCAGACUCAGCCUCAGCCCCAAUACCCCCAUCCUCCCCAUGCUCAGCAGUCUCCUUAUCCACACGCCACACACCCCCAACACCCACAGCACUUGCAACACCCACAAGCCCCGGCACAGCACCCGCAUCCACAGCAACCGCAGCCCCAGUAUCCUCAACACACACAACACCCGCAGCACCCACAACACCCUCAGCAUCCUCAGCACUCUCAGCAUCCUCAGCACUCUCAACCACUUCCUCAGCACCAACAGCAUCCACGUCCCCCACAGCCACAGCACCCGCACCAACAGCACCCACAGCAUGUGCAGCAGCACCCACAUGGACAUCCGGCUCCACAGCACCCUCACCCCCAACACCCACAUGGCCCUCCCCCCCAAGGACCUCACCCACAGCAUUCCCACCCGCAGCAUCCCUCAGCACCCUCAACAUCCCCAACAUCCACACCACGCCCAGCAUCCUCGUCACCCCUCACCUCAUCAUCGUGGAGGGCCGGCCCGUGGACCGCCACAUGCAGGUCACCGUCCCUCUCCAGACCAGGAUGACGAGGAGGGCAUUUGGGCAUAGCUGAGACAACCAAAGCUCUAAUGUUGUUUUGAGGGGAGAUUCAGUCACUACUGGAGGAGCAUGGCCAUCCCAAGAUGUUGAAACACCACCCAAAUAAACAUUUAUCACCUUCAGUGAAUCAGUACUUCUGAGCAGUGGGACCUUUAUUUGUUUGUUUUUUUGUUUGUUUUUUACUUUUGUCUUUUGUUCUGUUAAGUUUUGCACAUUUCUUUCUGAGGAACAGGAGGCGGUACUCAGGUUUUCAGGUCCUGCAUGAAGACUGGCAGCUGAGCAGGUGAGGUGAGGGCUUCGCUUUGCGUGAAUAGGAAGACCAUCCUCCACAGUGUUCACAAAUCAUCUAAAAUGAUGCGCUGAUGGAGACACAGAAGACAAAUUGCUGCUUUAACGGACAUGACUACCACAGUAACCCUGCAGCAGAGGUGUCACAGAAGUCACCUCACCUGUCUGUCACCUGCUGAAUAACCCCUCUUCAUCCUCAUAACAGAGAAUUUUUGAUUCUGCCAGUAAAGUUUUUUUUUUCAUCAAACCACAUCAUUUGUUUUAAAAUGGUUGUUAUUUUGUUGACUGUUAAAGUCAAGCUCUGACUGGCUUCUAGGCCUGACGCUCAUCCUCACUGCCCUCCUGACUCACCUAGUGACAUCUGACCCCUCCACGUAUCGCUAACAAUCCUCGGAGCGUCUUCUGGUAUCUUUUACAUCCAGACAAGUUGUAUUUAUCUUCGAGGUCUCGUGUUACGCAUUUCUUCCUAUUAUGAUGUCUAUCUUGACUAGCAUGUCAUCAACACAUUUAAGUCACUUUAGGUUUUCUGUUGCCAUUUUUUGUUGGCACAAGGAAGCACUUUUUGUUCACCUAUGGAGCGCCUUGAGUGUACUUUCCUGCAGUGUUUCCUUUGCUGCACAAACCUCUGGUUUUGGGGUCUCAUUUUUGCCUCAAAGUAGUGGCUCUCCUCAGCAUUUUUUUUUUCUUCGCAUUACCUCAUUUUAGUCAGAGAUAGUAAAAGAAAAAUCAGUCUAUGCAGAUAUCAACAUAGAGAUAAUGCAUUUUUAUUUUUUCCAUGUAUGUUUGAAUUAAUUCUAAUAGUAUUUGACCAAUCAGAGCUGCCAAGAGAGUGGUCAGAAGAUAUUCAUUAGAUUCUUUUGAUUUUCUGCGACUAUGCACCUCCUCUGUGUUGGCAGGAACUUUCACUAAUGGUGCUUCUGCUGGUGCUCAAACUAAAUGGUGUCAGAAGAGCUAAUCAGAGCAUCUUUUAGUCCUUUUACAGUAGAGGGACUUGGUCCCACAAUGGGCUUCAUAAGCAACAGUACAAGACUGCUUUGUAUAUAUACUGGUUAAAAUUUGGGGGUGAGGGGUCCUUUGUGAACAACGAUUAAACAUUUUCUCCAAAUCUACUGGCUGCCAUUAGCCUCAGAAGAGACUGUGACGCUAAGUAGACGUUUUCUCUGCAGAUCUAAGUGGUUCCAGUGACACCCCAGUUUCUCGAUGAGUCCUCUCCCCUCUCCUUCAUAAUCUUCCAGCAGUAGCCUGUGUGACCUCCCCACACAUAGUGACUUGUUUUCUCCUACUCAACAAGGUGGCCUGUGCCUCGUAAAAUCUGUACACAAAAAAUAGAUAUGCAUAUAUUAUACAUAUAGAGAGAAAUCUAUAGAGUGUGUCUAUAUGUGAUCAAAAAUGUUUAAAACUAAUAAGAUAUAGUAUAUGGGUUUGUUUUUUUUUCCUUUAUGGUUAUUUUUCUAACUGGCUCGAGGUCAGAGAUACUUUAUUUAAGAGUGCUGAUGGAUGAAAUUUUCCUCAGAUUUGUACGCUGUGAUAAAACCCUUCAGCAACUUAACAUUCCCUGUCUGAAAAUACAGACCAAUCCAGACAAAGAAAAAACAUAAAAUAUAUUAAAUAAGGUUCAGAGCGGCAGUUUAUGGGAAAGUGUGUCCAAAUUUAUCUAGCUGUCUAGAAAAGAUGCCAAUAUUACAUUCCUUUAAAGGGAUAGUUGGGAGUUUUUGAGGAGGGGUUCUGUGUGAUUUAUAUCAGCAGUUGGACAUUUUGCUUCAAAUGUAGUUUACUGAACAAUUUCAGUUUAGAUGAAAGGAAAUUAUUUCCCACUGUAGAGUCAAGAUGACAACAGAUCAGAUUGGAUCCAGUUCCAUAGAACCUGUUCUGCUCUCUCAAAUUAACUUUCAGCAGUAUGUGCACUUUCUUAUCAAUCUGUGCACUUUCUUAUCAAUCUUUGCAUUAACAUUGCUUUUAUAGUAGAUAUGGGACAAUAGUUUACAUGAACGUUUUUUGGUAUAUAUACAGCGAGCUCUGUUUCCCUGAGGUUCAUUAAUGAUGACAUUGCAAUUAUGUUUGUUAAAAUGCAAACAAACA